Prorocentrum cordatum is the source of this 469-nucleotide messenger RNA. Lineage: Eukaryota; Dinophyceae; Prorocentrales; Prorocentraceae. The record is from the annotation of a GenBank genome assembly.
AGGCCAGUUCCUGAAGCGCCACAGGUGCCCCAAGGACGACGGCAUGGGCUUCGUGGGUCCAGACGACAUUCGCUGCGGCCAGACUAUCACCAUAUACAGCAGGACGUACUACGUGAAUGGUUGCGACCGCUUCACCCGCUGGUUUUUCGAGGAGAACGGCAUCGACGUGGGCGAGGACGAGCCGCAGCUCGAGGACCACUGGUCGAAGUCGUACAAGUUCAAGAAGCUAGCAGAGAAGGGCAGCCUUCCUAUGUCGCGCAGUGCCUAUGAGGCAAAGCAGCUGACGAAGUACUCGGUGGGCCAGUCAAUAGCCGACAAGAAGUUCACCCAGUUCUUGCUGAAUGACAGAAAGGUCUUACGGUUCAAGGCGUUUUGGGAUGAUACCACACUGUACGGUGCUCGGGUUUAUUUUGUCAUCCACUACUACCUUGCAGACAACACCCUGGAGAUCAACGAGGCAGGGCGAGAC